This is a messenger RNA of Aspergillus melleus, 690 nucleotides long. Its product is annotated as DsbA family oxidoreductase. The transcript has 2 exons. Gene Ontology annotation, molecular function: oxidoreductase activity. Bases 1 to 690 code for a protein of 229 amino acids. NCBI's taxonomy places the organism in Eukaryota, Fungi, Ascomycota, Eurotiomycetes, Eurotiales, Aspergillaceae. The record is from RefSeq and is a predicted model, not a curated record.
AUGGCCAUGAUAACCAUUGAUAUUGUCUCUGAUAUUGUCUGCAUGUGGUGUUUCAUCGGCAAACGGCGCCUAGACAAAGCCAUCCAGCUGUAUAAACAGACCUACCCUGCCGGUAGCUCCGACACUUUCGUGAUAACUUGGCGGCCGUACUACCUACAGCAUAAUCGAUCUCUGCCCAGCGUGGACAAGAGAGUUCUGGCGGAGCAAAAGCUGGCGCAUAUGACCCCCGAGCAGCGGACGGGUCUGAUGAGCCGAAUGGAGCGGAUCGCACGCGCCGUUGGAAUUCGACUCAAUCAUGACGGGAAAAUUGGGAGGACGAGAGAUGCACAUCGGCUAAUCUUACUGAGUCAGAUUGAGGAGCAGAAGAAGAGUCAAGUGGGUGAACUACAAGACGCAAUGGCGGAGAAGCUUUUCCAAGCGUAUCAUGAGUUGGCGAAGGAUAUAUCAGACCGCGAGGUGUUGCGGGAAAUUGGUCAGAAUGUACUUGGGCUGCAGGCUGCGCAAAUAGAUGCUUGGUUGGAUGACGAGGAGAAUGAGAAGCGAGUGAAUGAUGAGGCCCAGAGGAAUCUCGAGCUGGUGAGCGCGGGGGUGCCGGUGUUUCUGAUCCAGGGAGAGGAGUACCGUGUGGAUGGAGCACAGGAUAUAGAGGACUUUAUGGAUAUAUUCGUGAAGAUUAGAGAGUCCAUCUAG